Molecule: messenger RNA, 4960 nt
Organism: Heteronotia binoei (common prickly gecko)
Lineage: Eukaryota; Metazoa; Chordata; Lepidosauria; Squamata; Gekkonidae
Gene: NPHP4
Product: nephrocystin 4
Exons: 31
Coding region: 175-4473 (1432 amino acids)
Biological process (GO): protein localization to ciliary transition zone; negative regulation of canonical Wnt signaling pathway
Cellular component (GO): cytoskeleton; ciliary base; ciliary transition zone
Source: RefSeq, a predicted model, not a curated record
GAUGGUUCCGACCGAGCAAAAUGGCGGCUGCCCGAUGAGGGAAGGAGAGCGCGAGCGGCAGUUUCAGUGUAUAGAUCAUGAAGGAAGCAAGGCGACUCCCCUCUGAAGGUUGGAUGAUGAGGUAUGCUUCCCUGUGGCUGAAGUGAAACAGCAGCAACAGUUUGGACAAACAAAAUGGGGGAGUGGCAGAGGAUCUUUGUGGAAAACCUGACAGUCCCUCCACAUAACCAGAGGCGUCGCCACCCACCAUCCCGGGAGUCAAAGGCAUUCCAGUGUGUCCUGAAGCAGAUGGAGGGAAACAUAAUGAAACAGAAAGCAGAUGAUACGUCAGAUGUCGAAUUCCAGCUGCGCCUUUCCCUGUUUGAUGUCACUUACCACCAUUUUUUUGGAAAGACUUGGAAGAGCACCGCAAGACCCCUUAAAGUUGUACCAGGACAGCCGCCCUUGGUGGUCUUCAGUGAGACCGUCUAUUUUCACACAUCUUUGGACCAUCCCAGUAUCAUCCUCGUCAUAGAAGUUGUGGCUUCCAUCAGGAGACAGAGCGGGACUCACCAGGAUCUGUCAUGUGGCUUUGGAAUCCUGCGUAUAUUUAACAGCAAGUCUGAGCCAACAAAUCUGGGCUUGAAGGAGAAAGGGCUCAGUCUGUAUCAUGGGACUCCCCGAGCCCUACUGCACCCGCUAUUCCAGGAGCCAGUAGAGAAGAAUAUGUACCUGACCAUGAUAGACAGCAGCCACCUUCAGUGUGCCUUGCAGCCCCACCCACUCUUGGAAACCGUCUAUCACCUGCUUCCGGAGAACACCCUUGUGUCCAGUCUGCAAAGAGUCCCCGGAGUGUUGACAGUUCAGGAAGAUGACUCCCUCCAGAAACUACGGCUCAUGAAGACAGUCACGUGGUACUUGGAAAAGCUAUCCAUCCACCUGUACCCAUCAUUAGAGAAAUUUGAGGAGGAACUGCUGGAUUUACUCAUGAGUGAUCAGAGUAACUUGACGCAGCAUGGGAACGCACUCACUGUGCAGGAGCGGCGGCUGCACAUCGGGGUGCACAAUGGCUUUUGCUUCGUGCAGCCCCCCCAAGUUGUGGUAGUGGUGCCAGAGACCGAGGUGGCUCGGGGAUGUUUCGGAAGCUUGCACAGGAGAGCAGGAGCCAGCACCAAACCCAGUUCGGAGGGGCAAGAUCUCGUCCUUCGAAGUCGCAUCCAUUUGACAGAGAUGGUCCGUCACCCGGCAUUUGGAGUCGUCUUCCAGCUGGAGUAUGUCUUCUCUGCAGCGAGCGGAGCAGAUGGGAAGGCAUCAUCUGCUACUUCUCUGACGACACCGGCUUACAUGCAUUCCAUUCGGUGGGCAGUUUGGAAUCCCUCGCUGGAUGUGAGCUCCUCCAAAGUGAUCCUUCCUUUGCAAGGAGGAGCCCAGCAUAAUCCCAGCCACGUUUUGGUCUACAAGACACCCCCAGCUUCCAUGAGCUCUGAAGAGGUGAAGCAAGUUGAGUCUGGAACGAUCCAGUUCCACUUUUCCACCGGCUCGGAUGAAGGACUCAGGACUGCUACAAAACCCUCAAGCAAUGUGAAGGCAGAGCCGCCUCUCUCCAAGAAUCCUCCUUCAUCGUCCCCCAGAUCUCCACUUUCUCCUCAGAUGUUAGCAUCCACUCAAGAUUAUUCCCAAGGUCCAGGGCUGUCAAUCUCCCAGCUCUCGGUGUCUCCAGAGAACCAUGUUUCCAAACCUCCGCUGCCGCCCUCUAACAGAUCUGCACUCUCCCAUUUCUCUGAGGCUCAAGAACGAGCACGUGAGCACAGCCCCCUGGGAGGAAUCAGUCAUUUGGAGUAUGACCUCAGCCAGAGCUCACCGGUUCAGGAAGCCUCAUCCAUUGACCAGCUCCAGGAGUUGCCCUUCAUGCCAGUUCACAUGCCCAUUAUGGCUCUUGGAGCACACUCAAGAAGCUCUAGCACUACCCUCACACGGGCUUCUCUUGCUCGCCUGCGUGCCUCUGGAUUCCCUGAGAUCCUGGAUUGCAACAAGGAGCCCGCCCAAGUUGUGGAUCCGGCAGACCCUGUGGAUUUCAACCCACAGCGGGAAGAAGCUGACUUCUUGCAAAGCAGUGAAAUUGUCCUCCAAUUUCUCGCGUUUACAAGGACCAAUCAAGAUGGCACGACCUCAGAGACGUGGUCAAAAACCAUCUAUUUCACCUUCCAGUUUUACCGGUUCCCUCCAGUCACAACACCGCGACUGCAGCUGGUCAAGGCCGAUGCCUCUGGGACUGUUCCGUCAGGUGCCUCUUCUCAUAUCUUGGCGCAAAUUAACCAAGAUGGAACCCUAAACCUUGGUUCCCCAGGGCUGCAGGUGAAAUACAUGGUGGACCCUAGUUCUCUCAAGCCAGGAGAGCAACGGUGGUUCAUUCGCUACCUUGCCGAGCAUUCCCUGCAGAUUGAUGCCUGGGAUGGGGACUCCUUGCUUCUUGUUGGAUCAGCUGCUGUGAAACUGAAGCAUUUGCUCCGCCAAGGCCGGACAGCGGUUCAAGUCCACCACGACCUGGAAGUUAUCACUCUGGAAUACAAGCAGGAUGCUCCAGUGAUGGGCGGGGAGCUUCUCAGGCCUGGAGGCAUGAAGCCUAUCGGAGUCCAUGCUGUUGUGCGGGGCAGGCUCCACCUGAGCCUGGCUAAUGUUGGCCACCUCUGUGAUCAGAGGCUGAGGAAAUCAAGCUCCUUGCCUCCUUCCCGUUCCCGGAUCGUGUCCUCACAUGAUGGAAUCAGUGGCUUUCGUGGGGGCAGCCUACUCUCUAUCAACACUCACAGCACUGGAAACGUGUGCCAGGCCCAGAAGCUGGCUGACGUGGACAGUGAACUGGCAGCCAUGCUGUUCUCCCGCUUGCGUGAGGUCAGCACAGCCUUCCAGCACACCCCCCGGGAGGCCAGCAUCACCCGGAGGAGGAAGCUUGAGAGGAUGCUGUCUGUGCGGAGGCGGGAAUCUCAAGAAGGAGACUGCAGGAAGAAAGCCAGCUUCAUUAUGGGACGACAUGAGGACCGCAUUCAGCAUUUGCGAGAUCUCCAGAUCAUCGAGGCCUACCGGGAGCGCAUCAAAGCAGAGAGCAUUGGUAGCAUGCUGAGCCAGGCUAUCACCACCCAUCACACACUCUACGCCAUGUUUGGCACCACAGAGUUUUUUGAGUUUGCCCUGAAGAACCCAUACAGUGUCCAGCACACAGUCAUCAUUGAGAUUGACAACCCAGAACUCAGUGUCAUUGUGAAUUCCAGAGAAUGGAAGCAUUUUAAGGAACUAACCAAAACUGUCACCCCACUGGAGGAGGAGAUGUUUCAUCUCCAUGAUAACCUCACACCUCAGGUCUACCUGCGUCCCAAGGAGACUGUGCACGUCCCCUUUAAAUACCAAGCCUUCACCAUGGAGCAGGGAGCCAUGAGGCAGCAAGGUCCCACUGAGCUGACAUUCAGCGAAGGCAAGAAGGAAGCUGCAGCCCCCUGGAAGUCCGGUGGCAUGCAGACAAAACACAUCAAGGUCUCCUUCACAGCACAUGGCAGCAGCAAGCCCAUCGCCAUCCUCAGCGUGAACGUGGAAUUCCAGCCCCACGUGGUGGAUCAGACUUUCCGCUUCUACCACCCAGAGCUCACGUUCCUGAAAAAGUCCAUCCGCCUGCCUCCCUGGCACACAUUUCCAGGAGCCCCAGCCGGUGUGCCCGGUGGAGAACCAGAGAUGUACGUGCGCUGCAGCGAUCCCAACGUUAUCUGUGAAACUAAGAAAAUGGGACCAGGCGAACCACAGGACAUUUUUCUAAAAGUUGCCGGGGGGCCGAGUCCGCAGAUCAAGAGAUUCUUUGUGGCAAUCUACGCGGAUCCCUGGUUGGCCGUCCCAACUCAGAUCUGGCAGUUUUAUCUCCACUCAUUGCAGCGGGUCGAUGUUGGCUGUGUAGCAGGACAGCUGACCCACCUCUCACUGGUGCUCAAAGGGACUCAAGCCAUUCGGAAGGUGAAAGCAUAUUCCUCGCAGCCACAGGAGUUGAAGGUGGACCCAGAAGGCAUCUUCAUCCUCCCUGCAAAUGGGGUGCAGGAUCUGCACAUUGGCAUCCGGCCUCAGAGACCUGGCAGCCAGUUUAUCUACCUCAACCUGGUGGACGUGGAGUACCACCAACUCGUCUCAUCCUGGCUGGUGUGCGUCUCUUGCCGACAGCCUCUCAUCUCCAAGGCUUUUGAAAUCGUGCUCCCCCCCGGUGGAGGCAAAGGUUCAAACAAGAGGAUCACGUAUUCCAACCCCUACCCGACCCGGAGGAUGUAUUUUCUGCACACCAACCGGCCAGACCUGUUGCAGUUCAAAGAAGAUUCCUUUGAGAUUGGCAGAGGGGAGACCUACACCAUUGGCCUACGGUUUGCUCCCAGCCAGAGCUCUGGUGAGGAGGAAAUUCUGAUUUAUAUCAAUGACCACGAAGACAAGAACGAAGAGACCUUCUGCGUGAAGGUCACUUAUCAGUGACAGUGUGGGUGUGCAUACAGCCUUGGCUUGGUUGCUCCUCUGCUCUCUGGUGAUCUAUCAAACUUCCCUAGAGGCUUAGCACGGUUCCUUUUACUGUUUCUGGCUGCCAGUAGGCCGCGUGCCCCUGAAACGUCCCCUGUUCAGAAGUCUGCAGAGAGCAAACGAGAGAGACCUUCUCCUCCUCCCCCUAGGCACCGGAGGGACACGUGGCCCCCUCCUUGUUUCUUUGCCCAUGUCCAAUCAAGCCCCUGCCAAGCCCCUCUGAUUGAUUGCCCAAACGGAUUCCUCGAACUUCAGCAUGACCUCCAACGGUGCAGCGGAGUCCUAUCUGUUCCCUCCCUGGCUCUGGAUCGAAAAUUCAUUUCUCUUGCUAUGAAAUGUCACUCGUUCGGGGAAAGGUGCUGUGGGCUUUCAGACCUUUAACACAGUUCGAGCUGCUUUGCGGAUUUGGCUGGUUUUUGUAGCAUUAUUAUUAUUAUUUUCUUCC